AUGAACAAUUCUCCAGUAAACUCUGCAAAAGCUAUCUUGUAUGAACAAUCGAGCAAAGUAAAAGACCUCGGCCAGCAUCAUCGCUCACUUCAGUCACCUACUGGGUACAGGUCAUCCCGUCCCAUCCCUCGUCUUCUCCGCGGGUCCCCCGUCCGUCCCAGUGCCUCCCCGGUCACGACUCACCCCCAAUUCUCUCUCAUGCCACGCCCUCUCACUCCCACUCUCACUCGCACUCUCAGUGAAAAGGCUUCAAGCUACCGGAACUCGCCUUGUCUUCGUCACAUCAUCAGUCAUCCGUCCGUUGCUUCUACUUUGCAUUUGAUAUUCCCCUCAAAGCCAGAAAAGCUUCGUCAUCCGCGACGUGCUUUGCGACCACUCAGCUUAUCCUCUGCGAACCGUAACUCCAAUCAUCCUCACUCACCCACUUACCGUCGUCCUGCGACUCCGCGGCUACCUACAAAGUUGUACCUCGUCGACUUCUGGGGUGGUGUUCUCUCUCGACCAAUACCAUUCUCGCUGCCCCCGACCGCUUUCUUCCGCUUGGCAGGCCUGUGA
Colletotrichum paranaense is the source of this 555-nucleotide messenger RNA. RefSeq lists its product as uncharacterized. Bases 1 to 555 code for a protein of 184 amino acids. The record is from RefSeq and is a predicted model, not a curated record. NCBI's taxonomy places the organism in Eukaryota, Fungi, Ascomycota, Sordariomycetes, Glomerellales, Glomerellaceae. The transcript is spliced from 2 exons.